UAAUAAAUUGUAUAUAAAAAAUGAUGAUUAUGAUGAUAACGAUUAUUUUAAUAUUGAACCGAAUUUUUUACCUGACAAUAACGAUACAUUAAUAACUUUACAUAAUAAUCGAAAUAAUCGACAUAAUCAGAUACAAGUUGAAGAAUGUGUAAAUUGUAAAUACAGGGGAUAUAUUUCGUUAUGUAACAGGACUCGAAUAUCUCAAGCUUUGCGGCCAUCACUGCAUGUCAAUCGAUCAACACUUUCUUCAUCAGGACAAGCAUUUUCAGAAUUAAAGUCAGACAAUAAGAAUGAUGAGCAAGAAGAAU
Molecule: messenger RNA, 308 nt
Organism: Racocetra persica
Lineage: Eukaryota; Fungi; Glomeromycota; Glomeromycetes; Diversisporales; Gigasporaceae
Source: the annotation of a GenBank genome assembly